AUGCAACAACUGCAAGAACUCGAGACUCGUCUAGACCGACUUAUUUCAGAAAAUCGCCUCCUGGUCGCUGAACGAGAAGCCGCCGAAAAGGAACUUCGCACCACCAGUGUCGCUCGCCGCAAAAGCGACCAUGCCCUCAACAGCCGUGAUGCCGACCUACGAGACCGAGAAGCGGAGGUAGAACAAUUAAAGAACUCAGUGGAGUGGCUACAGAAGGAAGUCACCCGCUUGACCAAGGAUAAUGAAGGAUUGACUACCACCAACACCAACCUUGCCGCUACUCAUGCCAAUGAAAUUCAAGUAGCCCGGGAGGAGUCCACCCGGGAACUGGAUGGCCUACGCCUUCAGUAUCAACAACUCUCGAAUAGCUUGCAAGACACGGUGCGUCAGCAAAUCGAUGCGGCAUUAGCUCAGAAGAACGCAGAGCUGCGCCGUCUCCGUGAGGACCUCGAGGCCGCCCGGGACAAGGUGAAGGAACUGCAGCAUCAAAUCGCAGCGUCAAUGCAAGACGAUAUACUUAUCUUCCGUGAUGAGGACUAUUUUGAUGCUGCGUGCCAAAAGCUGUGUGGUCAUGUGCAGCAGUGGGUGCUCCGUUUCUCUAAGCACUCCGACCACCGUCGCUGCCGCAAACUGGGCGACUUGCAUGACGAAAAGGUUGCCGACCGAUUUGACAAUGCCCUUCUUGACGGCUCCGAUGCGGAUACCUACCUCGCAGACCGAGUACGCCGUCGUGAUGUGUUCAUGUCUGUGGUAAUGACGAUGGUGUGGGAGUUUGUCUUCACCAGGUACCUAUUUGGAAUGGACCGCGAGCAACGCCAGAAGCUCAAAUCGCUUGAGAAACAUUUGGGGGAAGUUGGUCCCCGCAGUGCCGUCCAUCGCUGGCGAGCCACUACUCUUACUCUUCUUUCGAAGCGACCUGCCUUCUCCCGACAGCGUGAAAGCGACACUGAAGCUGUUGCCCUUGAAAUCUUCAGUACUUUGUCACGUCUACUCCCGCCCCCAACACAAGUUGAGGCUCAGCUCCUAGAAUCCCUACGAAAGGUGUUGCGCGUUGCCGUUAAUCUUUCCGUGGAAAUGCGUGCUCAGGUGGCCGAGUAUAUCAUGCUACCUCCGCUGCAACCAGAAUAUGACACAAAUGGCGAUCUGUCCCGGCAGGUGUAUUUCAAUGCUUCUUUAAUGAACGAGCGCAGUGGCGAGACCACGUCAAAUGAUGAGCUAGAAACACAGCAAGCUGUGGUCCGGGUUGUGCUGUUCCCCCUUGUUGUAAAGAAGGGCAACGACACAGGCGCCGGUGAUGACGAAAUUGUCGUCUGUCCGGCCCAGGUUCUUGUGGCCCGUCCAAAAGACAAGAAGGUUGUCCACAUGUUGAGUGGUGACCGCAUGUCAAUCGACGGAGGCAGGUCAGUCCACAGCAACGCCCCCUCUUCAAACAUGGACUUGAGCAAUGUGAUCUGA
This is a messenger RNA of Aspergillus wentii DTO 134E9, 1455 nucleotides long. RefSeq lists its product as uncharacterized. The record is from RefSeq and is a predicted model, not a curated record. The transcript has a single exon. The coding region runs from base 1 to 1455 and encodes 484 amino acids. NCBI's taxonomy places the organism in Eukaryota, Fungi, Ascomycota, Eurotiomycetes, Eurotiales, Aspergillaceae.